AUGUUAGCGUAUCCUGGUCAUAUAAUGCCUACGAAGCCGGGAUGUUCAUACUGGCUCUUAGCCGUAGGUUUUGCUCACGAAUGGGUUCACGACGAAGCACUACACAUUCUGAAACUAUACGUUAUGGCGGAAUCUUACUCAGAUAGUAAACUGAAGUUUAUUACUGAAAUUUUGUCAGAAUUUUCACCUGUAAAAUUUUACAAGAAAUAUGUGGAGUCUUACAAAUCAAGAAAAGAAGCAGAGGCGGAUUUGUUGUCUCAUUUGAAGGUGUUGAGUGGGGUAGGGAAGUCCAGAGAAGCUCGCAAAGCUGAAAAUUAUAUCGAGUGCUUUGAUGAACUAAUAAACAGCGGGGCAUGUAAUCGAUAUUGGAGUGAUAAGGAUAAUUGGGAUGUACAAAUGGCUAAAAAACGGGUAGAGACACGAAAAACUAUUCAUGAAUGUCAUAUUGAAUGCAAUGUGUAUCAAGAACACGAUGCUGUCAGCACGAGGAUUGCAAAGUCAACAGUAUACGAGUCUGAAAGGGUACAACCUCAUCAUGCUCAUACAGAGCAGGUAGGGGAAAAACGAAAAGAUUUCACAGACAAAAAUGAUACAAACGCAUUGUCUCCCACGAAAAAGAGAACUGAGAAAAGACCAACAUAUACUGAACCAAUAACUGAUGACGAAGAAUUUGAGCAAGAAGCUAUGUUGUUCUUUGAACCCUCCGAAAUAUCAAAAAUCCAAGAGAUGGACGUGGAAACGACCGAAAGAACUAACGGUUGGGAAGUUAAACUAUUGAAAUGGCAACAGCAUAUCCUUAAACAAUUAAUUUACGGAAUUCAGUACCCGUCAAAGCAAAAUAUCUGUAAUAUACUUUGUGCCUCGUCGAUCUUUUAUUUUCAACAAAACAAUGAGCAGGCAUAUACUGGUUUUCUAACAACAGAUGAAAUCGCUGAUAUUCGGUCACGUGUCUGCUCAAAAUUCGAAAUAAUAGAAAUUCCAAAUGGAGUUAAGGAUCUGGAAGAAAUUGAAAAGUUUCUUAAACAAGAUGUUGGGAAUCAAGUUGGUACAAAGUUAUUAAGCAGGACGUUUUUUAGACUGUUGGAAGAAUGUGUGUUAUGGAAUUCCUUAGUAGAUAUGGACCAAUUAACAGAAGGAACAUUCAUGGUGGAUUAUAUUGCGCCACUCUUUAAUAGGACGAUUCAUUAUUUUAAUUACCAAACUACGCAUUCAUGGAUAGAUAUAAGGUCUUAUGCAUCUAAAUUGCGCCGAGGUCGUGGUCGAGUACCCGAUUACAAGCUAAAUAAUAUAAGUGGAACUCGUACGGCUGUAUUUGGUGAAGUGACCAGUCCGAAACGUCAAAAUGAUCCACAUAAAGCUUUCUGGGACAUCUAUCGUGGUGCCACACAUGCGAAAGAUGACAUUGAUUAUAAUAUCAACCAACAAGAAAUGGAGUUAUUACCACAUGAAGCAAAACGAAUAGUCAUUUUUAUCAAUGGCUAUAAAAUGUCAGUGUGUGUUAUGGAAUUGCAUUCUCCUGGAAUAUAUCUACUGGUUGAAGUGUUCUCGUGUAAUAUUCCAAAAAAUGUUAGAGAUCUGGAACAGAUUAUGAUCCUUUAUCAAAUUUUAAUGAGCAUCCGGCAUAAUGCUGUGGAUAUAUUUGGCGAGAAAUUUUGCACAACACCACUUCCAACGAAAACGAAUUAUAAAGAAUGGAUACGCCCAACUAUUAGUCCCCAAUAA
Molecule: messenger RNA, 1722 nt
Organism: Ambispora gerdemannii
Lineage: Eukaryota; Fungi; Glomeromycota; Glomeromycetes; Archaeosporales; Ambisporaceae
Source: the annotation of a GenBank genome assembly